AUGGCCUCCAAGUCGGCGCUCUCCAAGAGCACCCGUAUCAAAAUCAUGAUCGGUAUUGAUACUGCCUUUUUCCUCCUUGAACUCAUAUCCGGCUUCGUUGUUCAUUCUCUCGCCCUUACCGCCGACGCCUUCCACAUGCUCAACGACAUCAUCUCCCUCAUUAUCGGUCUCUGGGCUGUUGUCGCUUCGCAAAAGGAAACUACUGAUGAAUUCACUUUUGGCUGGGUUCGCGCCGAGAUCCUGGGUGCCUUCUUCAACGCCGUCUUCCUCAUCGCUCUCUGCGUUUCCAUCAUCCUCGAAGCCCUCACCCGAUUCGUCGAGCCUCCCGAGAUCACCCAGCCCAAACUUAUCCUCAUUGUCGGUACUGCUGGUCUAAUCUCUAACCUGCUCGGCUUUGUUGUUCUCGGCGGCCACGGCCACGACCACGGUCACGGUGACGAGGAACAUGGCCACGACGACAGUCACGGCCAUGAACACAGCCACUCGCAUAGUCAUGACAUCGACGAGGAGCGCCGCAACGUCGCCGACGAGUCCGGUCCUGUUGAGGACGUAUACCCCGAUGUUGUCGUCGGCAGGCUCACAGCCGCCGCCCACGCCCGCGCUUCGUCCGAGAGCCAGACACGCGGUCGUCGCCUCUCCGGCAAGGCCCAGCAGCACUCGCGCUUCACCAGCAUUGACGACAUGAGCAUCCACCCCUCCAGCUUCCGCCAGGACAUUAUUGCCGCCGGCCUGCACCACCCACCCGCUCAGCAGGACAGCGAAUCCUUUACUGAUGAGCCUACCGCCGACGAGGCCGAGGCAACCGAGACCUCGCCCCUCCUCCACGACUCGAAGGGCAGCAACAAUGGUGCCACUGCCAUCAAGCCUCGCACCACCAAGACCAAACACCGAACCCGCCGAAACUCGAGCGUCCACGCCGGUCACAACCAUACCCUCCCUCAGAAGGCUGGCAAGACUACUGGCCACAACCAUGCCGACAUGGGUAUGAACGCCAUGAUGCUCCACGUUCUCGGCGAUGCCCUCGGCAAUGUCGGCGUCAUCGCAACUGCCCUCGUUAUCUGGCUCACUGAGUGGCCCGGCAAGCACUAUGCUGAUCCAGCCGUCUCGCUCUUCAUCACCCUCAUUAUUCUCAAGACGUCGAUCCCCCUCACCCUUGCAACGUCGCGCAUCUUGCUGCAGGCCACCCCUGAGAACAUUAGCAUCAAGGACAUCCGUCAGGAUAUCGAGAGGCUGCCUGGCGUCGUCAGCUGCCACCACAUCCACGUCUGGCAGCUCUCGGACACCAAGAUUGUCGCCAGCAUGCACCUCCAGGUUGAGUUCCCCAUCAACACCCACAGCGGCGAAAAGUACAUGCAGCUCGCCAAACGUGCCCGCAACUGCCUCCACGAGUUUGGCAUCCACAGUGCCACCAUCCAGCCCGAGUUCUGCCUCGACCAGGACCACGAGCACUUGAGGGAUGCUGCUGCGCUGACUCUCGACGGACAGAAUGACCCUACCGCCCCUUGCCUGCUGGAGUGCAUUGAAGAUUGCCAGGGCCAGAGCUGCUGCACUGCAGAAGGCUCCUCCAAGUCGCCAUCUGUCCGACGUGCAAGUGACUCGUCGCACGCUUAA
This is a messenger RNA of Cordyceps fumosorosea ARSEF 2679, 1611 nucleotides long. Its product is annotated as zinc homeostasis factor 1. The record is from RefSeq and is a predicted model, not a curated record. The transcript has 3 exons. Gene Ontology annotation, biological process: intracellular zinc ion homeostasis; zinc ion transmembrane transport. Bases 1 to 1611 code for a protein of 536 amino acids. Gene Ontology annotation, molecular function: zinc ion transmembrane transporter activity. Gene Ontology annotation, cellular component: membrane. Lineage: Eukaryota; Fungi; Ascomycota; Sordariomycetes; Hypocreales; Cordycipitaceae.